Messenger RNA from Diorhabda sublineata, 420 nucleotides. RefSeq lists its product as uncharacterized. NCBI's taxonomy places the organism in Eukaryota, Metazoa, Arthropoda, Insecta, Coleoptera, Chrysomelidae. The transcript is spliced from 2 exons. The record is from RefSeq and is a predicted model, not a curated record. Bases 33 to 320 code for a protein of 95 amino acids.
UGUUCAGUAGUAUAUUUUUCCAAUCGUUUUCAAUGGCUCGGGUAGGCGUGUUUUCACUUGUAUUAUUCAUCACGUCGGGGUUAUCUAUAACAUUUGGAGAACAAAAGGAGAUCAUGAUAGACGAAGAGAUCCCUUUAUUGAAAGCCGACAAACAUGUUCAAUAUGUUAGUGACAAUGUGCCAAUUGAAGAAUCGUCACCUUGUCACAUGGAAUAUCAGGUAAUGAAGAAAGUUGUUGGUACUUGUGUUAGAUUAGGAAGAACAGCUCGGGGAUGCGUCGCUGGCAAUUAUUUACAUCCAUUUCAUCCCGAAUGUAUAUAAAUUUAUUAAAUUAUAUAAAAUACAGUAACAGCUAGAUUAUACUUUGUUUGCCCCGCUUUUUUUCAUUUGCUACCAAUAAAAAUAAUAACAAUAUGUUAAA